Molecule: messenger RNA, 1495 nt
Organism: Lampris incognitus (smalleye Pacific opah)
Lineage: Eukaryota; Metazoa; Chordata; Actinopteri; Lampriformes; Lampridae
Gene: nek2
Product: NIMA-related kinase 2
Exons: 9
Coding region: 1-1332 (443 amino acids)
Biological process (GO): protein phosphorylation
Molecular function (GO): protein kinase activity; ATP binding
Source: RefSeq, a predicted model, not a curated record
AUGCCUUCCCGUGUCGAGGACUACGAGGUGCUGUACACCAUAGGAUCUGGUUCUUAUGGUAAAUGCCAAAAAGUAAGGAGGCGAGCCGAUGGGAAAGUACUGGUGUGGAAGGAGAUGGACUAUGGGACCAUGGCUGAGAGCGAAAAGCAAAUGCUGGUGUCAGAGGUGAACCUCCUCAGGGAACUGAAGCAUCCAAACAUAGUGAGGUACUAUGACCGCAUCAUAGACAGGGAAAACACCACCCUGUACAUUGUUAUGGAGUACUGCGAGGGCGGUGACCUCUCCAGCCUUAUCAACAAAUGCAUCAAAGAAAGACAGUAUUUGGAGGAGCAGUUCAUCCUGCGGGUCAUGACACAGCUGACAUUAGCCUUGAAGGAGUGCCACCGCCGGAGUGAUAGCGGUACCACCGUGCUCCAUCGAGACCUGAAACCAGCUAACAUCUUUCUUGAUGUCAAGCAGAAUGUCAAGCUAGGCGACUUUGGUCUCGCAAGGAUCCUGAACCAUGACACCAGCUUUGCAAAGACUUUUGUCGGGACGCCUUACUACAUGUCUCCAGAGCAAAUAAAUCGGAUGUCAUACAACGAGAAGUCUGAUAUUUGGUCAUUAGGAUGUUUGCUUUAUGAGCUUUGUGCUUUAUCGCCUCCUUUUACUGCUUACAACCAAAAAGAGCUGGCAGAGAAGAUCAGAGAGGGAAAGUUCAGAAGAAUCCCUUACCGAUACUCCGAAGAACUUAACACCCUCCUCUCCAGAAUGCUCCAUUUAAAGGACUACCUGAGGCCCUCGGUGGAGUCCAUACUUCAGAGCAGCCUGUUGGCCGCAGCGGUUGCCGAGGAGCAGAGGAAGACACAGGCACGGCUGCGGAGGAGGUCAGCUGAGUCCGUCCAGAAACCCGCUGAGCCGGUCCCCACCUCAACUGCUGUGCUCAGACUCAAAGAACAAGUUCUGCGGGAUCGAGAACAGGCUCUCAAGGAACGUGAGGAGAGAGUCGAGCAGAGGGAGCAGGAGCUUUGUGUGCGCGAGCAGCUGUCAGAUGAGAAGCUUGCAAGAGCAGAGAGUUUGCUGAGGAAUUACCACCUAUUAAAACAACAGAGGAGCCCAACUUCGUUUUAUACCAACAACAUAGAUAUGAUGGAGGACCUCUCCCCGGGCAAGAAGAAAGUCCACUUUGCUGGUGACAGCAAAGAGAACCUAAAGCCCAAGUGCCAUGAGGCGGCGAGGGCAUCUGAAUUGAUCCUGAAGAGGUUGCAGAUGGCCAACCUGCGGGCCCAAACACUAGCUGAUGUGGAGAAGACCUGCCAGGUCAGGAGUAGGAAGGUCCUGGCUAUCCGCUGAAGACCUGUGCACAGCAUCUCCUCUUGAUGGUCCAGUGUGAAAGUUACUAAGCGUUAACAGUCUUACCAAAGGUCAAUAAGAGUUGUUAAGCUUUAUUUAUACUACAGGACAUGACCUUAUCACGGUGCAUCAUUGAUGAUACUGUGUGCUGGAUCUGGAAUGU